GAUCGGCCCGAGAAAGAAUCGACUGGGAAUUCUCCCUCGAGAUUGUUUUUUUUCCCCCUCUCCGCCUGUCUGGAAGAGGGUGUCUGGGGUUUUGUGCUAUUAUCGAUUAGGCAUCAUCAGCAUCCCUACUUGAUUGCUUUUUGGGGUUUUUUCCCCUCGAAAGUUGGGGGUCACACACACACACACACACAGAGGCCAGGUAGGGUGCUUGCCCUUCCUCUACGGUGCUUUGCUGUUAUUUUCUUGUAAUUCAUUUUAUUUUAAUUUUAUUUUUUAUUGCCAAACGGUGAUGUAAGAGAGGAAGACUCCUUGGGACCGAAGGGAGCUGGUGGCAGCAACGCCUUCAUUGUCUGCGGUGAAAGGAGGGGCGAGCGGGGGGACACACACACACACACCCGCCGUGGAGCUGGGAGACGGUCCGGGCCCGGCAGACAAAAUGGCCUGGCCGUGCAUCAGCCGGGCCUGCUGCAUCGCCCGCUUCUGGAACCAGCUGGACAAAGCCGACAUCGCCGUGCCUUUGGUCUUCACCAAAUACUCGGAAGCCACCGAGAUCCCAGGGACCCAGGUGGUCCUGCAGCAGCAGCAGCAGCAGUUGCCACCGCCACGCCCGCCGGCAGCCGCCAUCGAGACCCAGCCUGUGGCUGCCCUUGGCAGUGACCUGGAUGCGGUUGCCAGGGCAACCUCUGGGGCUGUGGACCACACGCCCGCCGCUGGCGGGGCUGGGGCUUCGGCCGGGGGCACCAAAGGUGGCCAUGCCUCCUCGAAGGAGCACCCCACGGCCGACUCCGUCAUGCGCCAGGACUACAAGGCCUGGAAGGUCCAGAGGCCAGAGCCCAGCUGCAAGCCGAAAAGCGAGUACCAGCCCUCGGACACCCCCUUCGACUCCGAGAGCCAGUACCAGAAAGAUUUCCGGCCUUGGCCCAUCCCCAAGAGGGGGGACCAUCCCUGGAUCCCGAAGCCCCUGCCCAUUCCCGCCGUGGAUCUGGACCGGGGCUCCAAGGAACGGUCGGGGAGCCAAGAAAGGAGGAAGAAGCCCCCGCAGGGCCAAGAGCCGGAGGAGCGGGCCAAGGAAGACGAGGCCAAGCCGGCCAAGCCCGAAGAAGCCAGGCCCAAGAAGGUGAAGAAGAGGGUCCAUCUGGCCGAGGAUGGCGCACAGCCACCCUCCCGGUUGGCCGCGGGGUACUCCACGGCGCUGGACACGGCCAAAGGGCGAGCGGCAGUGGAUGCCCUCAACUGGCAGAUCAAGGAGGUGUUCACGGGGCGGGCAAGCACUUCCUCUUACAGAAACGAAUUCCCGCCAUGGAAGGACGUCAAAAUGGUGAAGCCUGUCAGAUCCAAGCCCCAGUACAAGCCUCCGGAGGAGAAAAUGAACCACCGAACGAGCUACAGCACCCAGUUCACUGCCGAAAGCGCGAAGCCCGCUCUGGCCGACAACAAAUUCCUGGAGCACCGAAGGAUACGCACGCUCUACAGCGAACCCUGCAAGGAAGCGUCAAGGGUGGAGAAGCCGAGCCCCCAGCCUUCUAAACCAAAAAAGACGACCGCAAGCCAUAAACCGCUGAAAAAGGCCAAAGAUAAGCAGAUGGCAUCCAGCCGGUCGGCCAAGAAGAAGACGGCCGAGAGCCCUGGGGGAACCAGCGUCGUCGUCAUCGCCGAGGAGAAGGAGAAAAGCAAAGAUAUGAACAAUAAACUGGCCGAGGCAAAAGAGAGCCCCGAAAAAGCCGCCAUUGCUACAUCUAAGGAACCAAGUUCCUUAAGGCAGAACCAACCCAUGGAAGUUCUGGCCCUGCCUUCCAUUCCAGAGGAAACGGUUGGAACAAGCAUGUCGCCUGCAUGAAACCU
Pogona vitticeps (central bearded dragon) is the source of this 1842-nucleotide messenger RNA. It is a transcript of the gene MAP6, whose product is annotated as microtubule associated protein 6. NCBI's taxonomy places the organism in Eukaryota, Metazoa, Chordata, Lepidosauria, Squamata, Agamidae. Gene Ontology annotation, cellular component: axon; microtubule; Golgi-associated vesicle. Gene Ontology annotation, molecular function: microtubule binding; calmodulin binding. Gene Ontology annotation, biological process: microtubule cytoskeleton organization; positive regulation of axonogenesis; regulation of microtubule cytoskeleton organization. The record is from RefSeq and is a predicted model, not a curated record.